Manis javanica (Malayan pangolin) is the source of this 2368-nucleotide messenger RNA. RefSeq names its product STE20 related adaptor alpha (gene STRADA). Gene Ontology annotation, molecular function: protein kinase activity; protein serine/threonine kinase activator activity; ATP binding. NCBI's taxonomy places the organism in Eukaryota, Metazoa, Chordata, Mammalia, Pholidota, Manidae. Gene Ontology annotation, biological process: protein export from nucleus; activation of protein kinase activity; protein phosphorylation. The record is from RefSeq and is a predicted model, not a curated record. Gene Ontology annotation, cellular component: serine/threonine protein kinase complex.
UCUACUGCGCAUGGCACGUUGCGUACCUCUCUCCCAGCAACCAGCCUGCAAGCGGCGCGGCCGUAAACUAAGGAGGCGGAGCUGAGACGGGGUCUCUACUGCUUGCUAACUCCAGGAUCAGGGGUGCGCCUUCGCCAGAGAGGCCAUCCCAGGCUCCCCGUCACCCUCCACGGGCCCCUUUUCACCCGAGUUCUCGAUUCCCGCAAUGAGGGGCUGCAGCCCGGGAGCAGGAUAGGCUUGGGCCUGGCCUGGAAACACCGAAGCAGACUUGUCAGGAGGGACAGGUUAAAAUUUUUGAAAUUGAAAUAGGUCUUCGUAUUAGGAACUCAUGUCUUUUCUUGUAAGUAAACCAGAGCGAAUUAGGCGGUGGGUCUCGGAAAAGUUCAUUGUUGAGGGCUUAAGAGAUUUGGAACUAUUUGGAGAGCAGCCUCCGGGUGACACUCGGAGAAAAACCAAUGAGGCGAGCUCAGAGUCGAUAGCAUCCUUCUCCAAACAGGAGAUCAUGAGUAGCUUUCUGCCAGAGGGAGGGUGUUAUGAGCUACUCACCAUUACAGGCAAAGGAUUUGAGGACCUGAUGACAGUGAACCUGGCAAGGUACAAACCAACAGGAGAGUAUGUGACUGUACGAAGGGUUAACCUCGAAGCUUGUUCCAAUGAGAUGGUGACAUUCUUGCAGGGGGAGCUUCAUGUCUCUAAACUCUUCAACCAUCCCAACAUCCUGCCAUAUCGAGCUACCUUUAUUGCAGACAAUGAGCUGUGGGUUGUCACAUCAUUCAUGGCAUAUGGUUCUGCAAAGGAUCUCAUCUCUACACACUUCAUGGAUGGCAUGAAUGAACUAGCGAUUGCCUACAUUCUGCAGGGGGUUCUCAAGGCCCUAGACUACAUCCACCACAUGGGAUAUGUACACAGGAGUGUCAAGGCCAGCCACAUUCUCAUCUCCGCAGAUGGGAAGGUUUACCUGUCUGGUUUACGCAGCAACCUCAGCAUGAUCAGCCAUGGGCAGCGGCAGCGUGUGGUCCACGACUUUCCCAAGUACAGCAUCAAGGUUCUGCCUUGGCUCAGCCCGGAAGUCCUCCAGCAGAAUCUUCAGGGUUAUGAUGCCAAGUCUGACAUCUACAGUGUGGGAAUCACAGCCUGUGAACUGGCCAAUGGCCAUGUGCCCUUUAAGGAUAUGCCUGCCACCCAGAUGCUGCUGGAGAAACUGAAUGGCACAGUGCCCUGCCUGCUGGACACCAGCACCAUCCCUGCUGAGGAGCUGACCAUGAGCACCUCACGUUCAGUGGCCAACUCCGGCCUGAGUGAAAGCCUGGCCACGAGCACCCCCAGGGCCUCCAAUGGCGACUCACCAUCGCACCCCUACCAGCGCACCUUCUCCCCACACUUCCACCACUUCGUGGAGCAGUGCCUUCAGCGUGGCCCAGACGUGAGACCGAGUGCCAGCGCCCUCCUGAACCACUCUUUCUUCAAGCAGAUCAAGCGGCGUGCAUCGGAGGCCUUGCCUGAGUUACUUCGUCCCGUCACCCCCAUUGCCAACUUUGAGGGCAGCCCAUCUCAGGAUCACAGUGGAAUCUUUGGCCUGGUAACAAACCUAGAAGAGCUGGAGGUGGAGGACUGGGAGUUCUGAGCGUGGGACCACCCUGGGACGCAGGAGCCUCCCGGGACCCUUCCUGAGGCCUGGCCACAUCCCCACCCGCCUGGGUGCAGAUUGCAUAGAAAGGACGUUUCUGCCAGGAGAGCUGGCUGCCUACUGACCUGGAAAGAAAUUCCUGGAGAGACUUUUCUUUACUGCUCCAGGGCUUUUGAGACACAAGGGAACCCCAACAACCAGGGAUCAAGAGGGGCCAGAAAGCUGACAUUCCUGUCCCAUCAGCAGCUCAGGUGACCUCGUCAGAAGGAAGAGGUGCUCUUCUGGCCCGAAGUCCCGAGCCAAGGGUUUGACUCAGGGACUCAGGGACUGUGUGGCUUCCUCUUCCCACCCUUUCUCUCCGACCAGCCUAAUUCUAUCCUUACCCUCUGCUCUCAGAUCCUUGGUCCACAGAGAGGCAAGCCAUAAGCAACCUGCGCCCUUCCCGCCACCCCCAAGAGCUCUCCCUAAUACCUGAAGGGAAGGCUGUUUCUCCUUGAAGCACAGGUUGAGGUUGGGGCAGUCCAUCCUUAUCCGUUGUAUUGCUGGGGCCCUGACUCGUAAAAUUUUCCCACAAUUCAUCUUUGUAGCUCAUUCCUUGCCCACAAGAGUCCACCUCACAGCCUCCUGCCCGCUGCCUCGGUGCUUUCUCCAAGGGCCAGAAUGUCUUGCCUAGCCUGAGGGCUUACAUCCAUAUGCUAUUAGUUUCAUUACCAGAAAAAAAUUAAAUUUUUUUCCAAAGAA